AUGCCUGACCGCCGCCCGGGCCUGGCACGCCGCCUGCUGGCUGCUUUUGACCGCGAAGAACAGGGUCUGCAUCCGAUUCCUCAGGGCCACACCCACCAAGCCAAUCCCCCUUACGACAUUCCUCUGCCCAACCCCAACGGUACCGCCAUUCCACCCGCUCCCGCUCCCGCUGCCACUCCCCAACUUCAACCCCAACCCCAACCCAUCCCCCCAGCCAAAACCCUCGCCAUCGCCACCACUCAAGCCGGCUCUCUCAUCCCUCCCGAUGACAAACUCCUCGUCUUCCGCGCCCUCACCGGCAUCGACAGCAUCCCGGCCCUGACCACCCUGCACCACUUCCGCCGCACCGCCCCCAACAUCGGCAUCUACACCCGCGUCGUCCGCGCCGAGCAAUCCGCCGCCACCCGCUACCGCUUCUUCAGCAUCCUGAUCAAUGUCUGUCUGGGCAUUCAGAUCGUCGUGGCCGCUGCCCUGACGGCCCUCGGCGCCGCCAGCGGUCCCCACUCCGCCGUCACGGCCUUUGGCGCCAUCAACACCAUCAUGGCCGGUGUACUCACCUACCUCAAGGGUUCGGGGCUCCCAGACCGGCUGAAACAUUACCAAAACGAAUGGCGCAACAUCCGCGAAUACAUCGAGCAGCGCGAACGCGAACUCUGUCUGGAUGGAUCCACCCUCGACAUUCAGGAGGAAAUCCUCUUCAUCGAAUACAUGUACGAGGGCGUGAAACGGGAAAUCGAAGCCACUAAAACCGGUGAGAACCGGUCGUCUCCGAGAGAGGGAUACAAUCGCCGUGCAUUUCUACCUCAACCGAGUCAGCCGUCGUCAUCGCGCCAUAAUCCAGCGUUCAUAUGA
Aspergillus sclerotioniger CBS 115572 is the source of this 852-nucleotide messenger RNA. RefSeq lists its product as uncharacterized. The record is from RefSeq and is a predicted model, not a curated record. Bases 1 to 852 code for a protein of 283 amino acids. The transcript is spliced from 2 exons. Lineage: Eukaryota; Fungi; Ascomycota; Eurotiomycetes; Eurotiales; Aspergillaceae.